Centropristis striata (black sea bass) is the source of this 372-nucleotide messenger RNA. RefSeq names its product molybdopterin synthase sulfur carrier subunit (gene mocs2). Gene Ontology annotation, biological process: Mo-molybdopterin cofactor biosynthetic process. Bases 103 to 366 code for a protein of 87 amino acids. The record is from RefSeq and is a predicted model, not a curated record. The transcript has 3 exons. Lineage: Eukaryota; Metazoa; Chordata; Actinopteri; Perciformes; Serranidae.
AGAAGAAGAAGAAGAAGAAGGGGCGGAGGAGGACCGGACGCAGAAACCGUCCGAGUUCAGAUCCUGAAGUUCCUUCACUUUUUCAGCUGCUCCAGAUUCUCCAUGACCGCCCGGGUGUGUGUGCUGUACUUCGCUCAGAGUGUGGAGCUGACCGGGGUCAGGGAGGAGGAGCUUAGUGACGUGCCAACACCAAUCAGCAGCCAGGACCUGUGGAGCCUGUUGCUAAGGCAACACCCGAGGUUGAGUGUCCUGCAGCAUCAGGUGGUCUUGGCGGUGCGUCAGCAGUACGUUGCCAUCGGCGACCAGCUGGUUAACCUGGGAGACGGGGACGAGAUUGCCGUGGUGCCACCUCUCAGCGGAGGAUAAACACGG